UCCUGGAACUCAUUCCCCUGGGCCACUGAAAUGUUCUUGCUUCACUUAAUGCCACGGAGUAGCUUGGUAGAAAAACGGGACUCGAGUCCUCGCCUCUCGGUAAUUCCUGCCGCCCUGUGCCCACAUUCUUCCCAUCGCUCAUUUCCGGUAUUUCGGAUCCCCGCGGCUCUAGGAUCCUAAAAAUUCGGUCUAAUGUUGCCAGGGGGAACGCCAUUUCGCUGCAACCCUAUGUGCAGUCCCUGCCUCUUUCCCAGGCACCAACCAAUAGAAACGAAGAUCCUCAGUGGGUGGCCAAUGGUAGUCGAGAAUCCUUGAGUGCGGUACCACCGGUUGUGGAGUGGGCGGGGCCUCCUGUCUGAACUCCAAACCCCUAGGCUGGGCGGGCAGGCUGGAAUCCAUGUGGCGGGGGCUCUGGACCCUGGUAGCCCGGGCGGCACGUGGGCCUUUCAGACCGUGCACGCGCCAGGGCAGCGGCGCCCUGGCUCCCGGACCCGGGGCCACCAUUUUUGCGUUGAGCUCUGGCCAAGGCCGCUGUGGCAUAGCUGUGAUCCGGACCAGCGGUCCCGCCAGUGGCCAUGCCCUCCGGAGCUUAACGGCGCCCCGGGACUUGCCCCCGGCCCGCAGGGCCUGCCUGCGCCUGCUCACCGACCCCCGCUCUGGGGAGCCGUUGGACCGCGCCUUAGUGCUCUGGUUCCCAGGUCCCCAAAGUUUCACGGGUGAGGACUGUGUGGAGUUCCACGUGCAUGGAGGCCCGGCAGUGGUGAGUGGCGUCCUGCAGGCCCUGGGCAGGGUGCCAGGGCUGCGGCCUGCAGAGGCAGGUGAGUUCACCAGGCGGGCCUUCGCCCAUGGGAAGUUGAACCUGACUGAGGUGGAGGGGCUGGCGGAUCUGAUCCAUGCGGAAACCGAGGCACAGCGGCGGCAGGCCCUGAGGCAGCUGGACGGGGAGCUGGGUCAUCUCUGCUGUGCCUGGGCCGAGACCAUCACUAAGGCUCUGGCCCAUGUAGAGGCCUAUAUCGACUUUGGGGAGGAUGACAACCUGGAGGAGGGCAUCCUGGAGCAAGCUGACAGCCAAGUGCGAGAGCUGGAGGUGGCACUGAACACACAUCUUCGAGAUGCCAGGCGCGGGCAGAGGCUACGCUCAGGGGCGCACGUAGUGGUCACAGGACCCCCCAACGCGGGCAAGAGCAGCCUAGUAAACCUACUCAGCCGGAAGCCAGUGUCCAUCGUGUCCCCAGAGCCGGGGACCACCCGCGAUGUGCUGGAGAUCCCUGUGGACCUGGCUGGGUUCCCAGCGCUCCUGAGCGACACGGCAGGGUUGCGGGAGGGCAAGGGGCCAGUGGAGCAGGAGGGUGUGCGGCGAGCCCGUGAGAGGCUGGAGCAGGCUGACCUCAUUCUGGCUGUGCUGGACGCCUCUGACCUGGCAUCUCCGUCCAGCUGCGACUUCCUGGACACGGUUGUCACCCCCGCGAUAGCUCAGAGCCCCAACGGGAACAGCCAGCGCCUGUUGCUGGUGCUGAACAAAUCGGACCUGCUGCCCUCUGGGGGCCCAGACCUCAGCCCUGAACUCCCUCCCCACCUGCUGCUGUCCUGCCUGACUGGGGAGGGGCUAGACGGCCUCUUGGAGGCACUGAGGAAGGAGUUGGCUGCAGUGUGUGGAAACCCAUCCACAGGCCCACCGCUUCUGACGCGGGCAAGGCACCAGCAUCACCUCCAGGGUUGCCUGGAUGCCCUUGGCCACUACAAGCAAGCUAAAGAUGUAGCUCUGGCAGCCGAGGCACUGCGGAUUGCCCGGGGGCACCUGGCCUGCCUCACCAGUGGAGGGGGCACUGAAGAGAUCCUGGAUAUCAUCUUCCGGGACUUCUGCGUGGGCAAGUAAGGGGACUGCUGAAGCUUGGACCAGCUGUAUGGACACUGAGAAUCCUUGAUACAUCUGGGAAUAGCUUAGGCCAUGUGAGCUUCUCAUUUCCUUGGGGAAGAACUUGAUUGCAAAACAGUGAGUGAGCUCCCUGUUGCUGGUGGUGACCCAGCUCUAGCUGGCCAGAUUCCCUCACAGGGACUUGCUGGGCGUUCAGGCCCUGGAGUGGGACUGAACAGAGGUCCCUUUGGGCAUCUGAUCCUGGGGAAAUAGCAGUGAGGGUUGGGAGGGAGGGAGAAGGAUCUCAGGGGUCUUUGUUUCAUAGUUUUUAAUGUAUUUUGUAAAUACCAAAGGAAAAAAAUCUCAGAUGACCUGGAAAUGUUUAAACACGGAAAUCUCUUCCCUCACCCCCACUGAUGUCACAGCAUAACUUGUGUCCUUCUAGAACUUCCUUUGAGUGUUUGUGUACUUGUGGGUGCACCUGUAAAAUAUGUUUUGUCUUAUGUAUUCUACAUACAUUGUGUGUUUACUGCUCUGCAA
This is a messenger RNA of Miniopterus natalensis, 2395 nucleotides long. RefSeq names its product GTP binding protein 3, mitochondrial (gene GTPBP3). Lineage: Eukaryota; Metazoa; Chordata; Mammalia; Chiroptera; Miniopteridae. The record is from RefSeq and is a predicted model, not a curated record. Gene Ontology annotation, biological process: tRNA wobble uridine modification; tRNA methylation. Gene Ontology annotation, molecular function: GTP binding; protein binding; GTPase activity. Gene Ontology annotation, cellular component: cytoplasm; mitochondrion.